This is a messenger RNA of Chelmon rostratus (copperband butterflyfish), 1923 nucleotides long. RefSeq names its product solute carrier family 34 member 2b (gene slc34a2b). Lineage: Eukaryota; Metazoa; Chordata; Actinopteri; Chaetodontiformes; Chaetodontidae. Gene Ontology annotation, biological process: sodium-dependent phosphate transport; intracellular phosphate ion homeostasis. Bases 1 to 1923 code for a protein of 640 amino acids. The record is from RefSeq and is a predicted model, not a curated record. The transcript is spliced from 12 exons. Gene Ontology annotation, cellular component: brush border; vesicle; apical plasma membrane. Gene Ontology annotation, molecular function: sodium:phosphate symporter activity.
AUGGCUCCAAGACCACAAGUGGGGACUGAUUCCUCCCCCUCUCUCGAUGAGAAGAGUUCGACUAAAGACGUGGCCAUCCUGCCGGCUUACUCCACCGUGGACCUCGUGAAAGAGGCUCCAGACCCCGAAGAAGAUCCCUGGGACCUCCCAGAGCUCAAAAACACUGGGCCGAAGUGGUCAGAGCUGGAUACGAAGGGAAAGAUCCUGAGAGUGCUGACUGCUUUCGCGAAGAUCAUCCUGCUGCUCGGGCUUCUCUACAUGUUUAUUUGCUCGCUGGAUGUUCUCAGCUCUGCUUUCCAGCUAGUCGGAGGCAAAGCUGCUGGUGACAUCUUUAAGGACAAUGUUGUGCUGUCCAACCCUGUGGCCGGGCUGGUGAUCGGGGUGUUAGUCACGGUGCUGGUGCAGAGCUCCAGCACCUCCUCCUCUAUUGUGGUCAGCAUGGUGUCCUCCGGAUUGCUGGAGGUCAAGUCCGCAGUGCCGAUCAUCAUGGGCGCCAACAUCGGAACGUCUGUCACCAACACUAUUGUGGCUAUGAUGCAAGCAGGAGACCGAAAUGAGUUCCGCAGAGCGUUUGCAGGCGCCACAGUCCACGACUUCUUUAACUGGCUGUCUGUGCUGAUUCUUCUGCCCCUGGAAGUAGCCACAGGCGUUCUGUACAAACUCACGGCGCUCUUGAUCGACUCCUUCAACAUCCAGACCGGCGAGGACGCCCCCGACCUGCUCAACGUCAUCACGGACCCUCUCACCAACUCCAUCAUCGAGCUGGACAAAUCUGUCAUCACUGGCAUUGCCACCGGCGACCCGGCAGCCAGAAACAUGAGCCUGAUCAAGAGAUGGUGCAAUACAGAGACCAACACGACCUUCUGGAAUGUGACAGUGCAGACCUGCCCUGCUGGUGGCCUCUGCUGGGCGAAUGGAGACCAGUUCCUCUUGCAGAAGAACUCGUCUCAUACCAUUUACCUCGAGAAAUGCAAACACCUCUUCGUCAAUACCAGUUUGCCGGACCUGGCGGUGGGCCUCAUCCUCCUGGCUGCGUCUUUGCUCAUCCUCUGCACCUGCCUCAUCCUCAUCGUCAAGCUGCUCAACUCAAUGCUGCAGGGACAGGUGGCCGUGGUCAUCAAGAAGGUGCUUAACACAGACCUCCCUUUCCCCUUCGCUUGGGUUACCGGCUAUGUUGCAAUUUUGGUGGGAGCAGGGAUGACCUUCAUUGUUCAGAGCAGCUCGGUCUUUACCUCAGCGAUAACUCCCCUAGUUGGUAUCGGUGUCAUUAGCCUCGAGAGAGCCUAUCCUCUGACACUGGGGUCAAAUAUUGGCACAACAACCACUGCUAUACUUGCAGCUAUGGCGAGUCCUGGAGAAACACUUUCCAACUCGCUGCAGAUUGCACUUUGCCAUUUCUUCUUCAACAUCAUGGGCAUCCUCCUGUGGUAUCCAAUCCCCUUCAUGCGGGUGCCCAUCAGGUUGGCCAGAGGGCUGGGGAAUCAUACGGCCAAAUACCGCUGGUUUGCCGCCCUCUACCUCAUCCUGUGCUUCCUGGUUUUCCCUCUCGGCGUGUUCGGCCUGUCGCUGGCCGGCUGGCAGGUGCUGGUCGGCGUCGGCGUGCCCAUCGUCGCGUUGAUCGUCUUUGUGAUCAUUGUCAAUGUGAUGCAGUCUCGCUGUCCCCGCUUCCUGCCCGCCUUCCUCCGCACCUGGGACUUUUUGCCCCGCCCCCUGCACUCCAUGGCACCCUGGGACGCUGUGGUGACCUCCACCUUUGGCUUCUGUGGCAAACACUGCUGCUGCUGCUGCAAAUGCUGCAAGUGCUGCAGACAAGAUGAGGAGGAGAAGAUGGAAAAGGUGCGGAGCAGCAGCACGAAGAGCCUGGAGAUGUACGAUAAUCCUGCCAUGUCAGAUGAUGAGUUUGUUAAAGCAACACAACUUUAA